Molecule: messenger RNA, 1383 nt
Organism: Lutzomyia longipalpis
Lineage: Eukaryota; Metazoa; Arthropoda; Insecta; Diptera; Psychodidae
Product: ejaculatory bulb-specific protein 3-like
Exons: 4
Coding region: 541-903 (120 amino acids)
Source: RefSeq, a predicted model, not a curated record
UACAACUUCAGUUCAAUUCUGCACUUUGUAAAGCGUGCUUAAACGAAAUAAUAAGUUUGCUCUCCACUAUAUUCUCAUCGGGUCUCUUACUCACUCCAUAUAGUGGAAACAAUUUCCACCACUGAGGGUGACAAGUUAUUUUAAGAAGAACAUUUCAUACUGCACGUCUAUUCAAUUUGAGUAGUGAACUUGAAUAGUGCUUUUUAUGCUGUUGCAAAAUUCACUUUGGUGUGACCGGAAACGAAUAAAGUGAUUUUUUCUGCUACAUUCUUCUCCUUAUCCCCAUCCUACUUGAGUAAAAAUCCAAGACUUGUGCAUUCAGUGAAAAAAUCGUUCAGUCAGUUUUGCACUUCAAUUAAAUUCACAAGACCACAUUACAAUUAAUAUUCCGGCAAUGUCACCAUCUGCAUUGAAUCUCAGGGUCGAUUGAGCACCACUAAUUAACCACUGACAUGCGUACAUAUAUCUCGUCACAAUAUACCCACUAUACCAUUUCAUUUGACCUCAUCCACACAAAGAUAUUUCCAAUUCUGAAUUUGCAUGGAGCGAAAUAUCAAAGGAUUUCGGUUCCAGGUGUACUUUGCGGUGGUUCUCUUUACUCUCUUCUUGCAAAUGGUUUUCUCAGCAUCGAUUGCGAGCACACGUCCUCCCGUUUCGGAUGAAGUAAUCGACAAAGCACUUCAGGACAAGCGCUACCUGAUGCGGCAGCUCAAAUGCGCCAUCGGAGAAGCUCCCUGCGAUCCUGUAGGCAAACGCCUCAAGAGUUUAGCGCCAUUUGUGCUCCGAGGUAACUGUCCACAGUGCUCCCCAACUGAAGUAAGCCAAAUUCGACGAACUCUUGCCUAUGUCCAAAAAACAUAUCCUGCCGAAUGGACGAAGCUGAUACAGGCAUAUGCUGGCUGAUGAUCUAUUCACCCAUUUUCUGCAAAUUUUUCAUCGAAUGAAGAUACACAGAUUUGUAGAACCAACUCAAUUGAUUCUCUUUGUUCAUCCAACAUCAUCUCUCAGAUAUUUUGACGUGAUUUGGCCAACAUUAGCAACAUAUCAAAAGGAUCGUCGCAUUAUAUGCCGUCUCUAAACUAAAACAUGUCUUGCCUAUCUGCAGUACGAAAUUCUUCCACAAAAUAUCUCUCCUGGUCCCAAUUCAAUAGCAGACUUUUAGUCAAUUCAGUUAUAAUUUUAAACAUAUACGGUAUCCUAUGGUAUUUUAGUAUAUACACCCAAGUUGUAUACUCAGCUCAGCUGUAAUUUAAUUUUGAAAAUAUACCCAAUUCAAUUUAACAUUUAAACUCAUCCCAUAUUAUGAAUGGUAUAUUGUGUGAAAAUCCCAUUAGAAGUUGUAUAUGAGAAUAAAUUGUAUAAAAAAAAAUGUGAUAAAAAUUA